GCGCCCCGCGGGGACUUUGCCCACUUCCGCGUCCCGGCCCCGCCCCGGCCCAACCCGCCACUAUCCCCUCGGCCUCCCGGGAGCAGCAGCGGCGGCGGCGGGAGGCCAGCGGCAAGCGGAACGGCGGCACUGGCGUGGGCCUCGGCGUGGCGGCGGGCGUGGUGCGGCGCGGGCCCCGGCUGCUGCUAGCUGCCCUGGUGUCCGGGCGCCACUGGCGCGCGGCUGGGGUCAUGGAGUUCUCGUUUAGCCUCGGCUCCAGCUCUGAAGUCGGUACCUAUGACUUCCUGGUCAUCGGCGGCGGCUCGGGCGGCCUGGCCAGCGCCCGGCGUGCGGCCGAGUUGGGAGCCCGCGCUGCCGUGGUGGAGGGCCACAAGCUGGGCGGCACCUGCGUGAAUGUUGGAUGCGUGCCCAAAAAGAUCAUGUGGAACACAGCAGUCCACUCAGAGUAUAUUCAUGACCAAGAGGAUUAUGGUUUCCAGAACUGUGAUGUUAAGUUCAAUUGGCGGGUUAUCAAGGAGAAGCGGGAUGCCUAUGUAAACCGGCUGAACGUCAUCUAUCAAAAUAACCUCGUCAAGUCCCAAAUAGACAUUAUUCGGGGCCAUGCAACCUUCACAAAUGACGCUGAGCCCACUGUGGAGGUGAAUGGGAAGAAGUACAAAGCUCCCCACAUCCUGAUCGCCACAGGGGGCUUCCCAACCAUUCCUAGUGAUGACCAAAUCUCUGGUGCCAGCUUGGGAAUAACCAGUGAUGGCUUUUUUGAGCUGGAAGAUUUACCCAGGCGCAGUGUGAUUGUGGGCGCUGGGUACAUUGCUGUGGAGCUGGCAGGCAUCCUCACGGCCCUCGGCUCUCAGACGACAAUGGUGAUAAGGCAUGAGAAGGUGCUUCGGCAUUUUGAUAAGUUAAUUAGUUCCAACUGCACUGAAGAACUAUUGAAUACUGGUGUUGAGAUCCUAAAGUACUCCCAGAUCAAGGAAGUGAAGAAGACUUCCACCGGCUUGGAGGUGAAAGUGAUGACGGCUGAGCCCAACAAAAAAUUAACUGUCAUCGUGAUCCCCAAUGUGGACUGCUUGCUCUGGGCCAUUGGGCGCACCCCAAACAUCAAAGGCUUGAACCUGAGCAGAGUGGGUGUUCGGACCGAUGACAAAGGGUACAUCCUGGUCGAUGAAUUCCAGAACACCAACCGAAAGGGCAUCUAUGCUGUUGGAGAUGUGUGUGGAAAAGCUCUUCUUACUCCAGUUGCAAUUGCCGCUGGAAGGAAACUUGCCCACAGACUGUUUGAAUGCAAACUGGACUCCAAGCUUGACUAUGAAAACAUCCCAACUGUUGUCUUCAGCCACCCGCCGAUUGGAACAGUGGGACUCACAGAGGAUGAAGCCAUUGCUAAAUAUGGAAACGAAAAUGUGAAAACUUAUGUGACUGUCUUUACCCCUAUGUACUUUGCGGUGACUAAAAGGAAAACCAAGUGUGUGAUGAAGAUGGUGUGCAUCUACCAGGAAAAAAAGGUGGUGGGGAUCCACAUGCAAGGAAUUGGAUGUGAUGAGAUGCUGCAAGGCUUUGCAGUGGCUGUGAAGAUGGGGGCCAGAAAGGCUGACUUUGACAAUACGGUGGCCAUCCAUCCGACUUCUUCUGAAGAGUUGGUCACGAUCCGCUGAAAAAGGGAUAAUCUUGGGGACCACUGCCAGUUGCCAGAUGCCUUUUUUCUUGUUCCUACUUUGUAGACUGUAAAUUUCAGUCAAUUUCCCUUAUGGUCAAAAAGAUUUUCAAUAAAUAGUAGACAUGAUUUCUGUAA
Messenger RNA from Antechinus flavipes (yellow-footed antechinus), 1789 nucleotides. RefSeq names its product glutathione-disulfide reductase (gene GSR). Gene Ontology annotation, molecular function: NADP binding; glutathione-disulfide reductase (NADPH) activity; flavin adenine dinucleotide binding. The coding region runs from base 231 to 1652 and encodes 473 amino acids. The transcript is spliced from 13 exons. Gene Ontology annotation, cellular component: mitochondrion; cytosol. Lineage: Eukaryota; Metazoa; Chordata; Mammalia; Dasyuromorphia; Dasyuridae. The record is from RefSeq and is a predicted model, not a curated record. Gene Ontology annotation, biological process: cellular response to oxidative stress; glutathione metabolic process; cell redox homeostasis.